Messenger RNA from Solea solea (common sole), 4940 nucleotides. RefSeq names its product RAB GTPase activating protein 1-like (gene rabgap1l). NCBI's taxonomy places the organism in Eukaryota, Metazoa, Chordata, Actinopteri, Pleuronectiformes, Soleidae. The transcript is spliced from 26 exons. The record is from RefSeq and is a predicted model, not a curated record. Bases 308 to 3517 code for a protein of 1069 amino acids.
CCACCUACUGCUGCCAAAUGUUUUGGACUUUGAGCUAGUUAGCGUUAGCCAAACUUAGCUUUAGCUUUAGCUCGCACGUAUGGCAGCGCACUCAGAGGCUAAACUACUUCCCGUUUAGCCUACAUUCACCUGUUAGCUUACUGACAGCUACCCCCUUUAAUGCUAACCCGUGUUACGGUUGCCGUGGUGUGGAAAAUACUGCAGUGACUGUACAGGCUGCCCACAGUGCUGGGAGCACUGGAGAAGGAAGGGGAGAGCUUUAACCUCGGUCUCCCCAACUGACCCUGAGUAAACCAGCCAGCCAGCCAUGGAUGACCGCUCCUCACUGGGAAAAGUCAGCAGCUCUACCGAGUCCGUGGCCACUGUCACCAGUGAGGAGUUUGUUCUGGUACAGUCUAGUGUUGCUGGGUCACCACAGGGCUCUGAAGGCAAACCAAGACUCAAGAUGUCCUGGAAUGGAAGUGAACAACUGGAAAAAGCUAUGGAGGAGGUGUUGGAUGAUGAAGUUGAUGAUGAUGAUGAUCAAGUGAAGGUUGAGAAGAGCAACUUGGAAAAGAUGGAAAAGCACCAGUACAUAGAUGGCCAGGUCCUGGAACCACAACCUCCAGAAGCAUGUCCAACACCAUCCAGCCCCACUGUCCUGGAGGAGGACAGUGUCCAGUUUAACAAGCCAUCCAGCCCCACUGCCCUGGAGGAGGACAGUGUUCAGUUUAACAAGCUGUCCAGCCCCACUGUCCUGGAGGAGGACAGUGUCCAGUUUAACAAGCUGUCCUACCUGGGCUGCACAUGGGUCAAAGCCCCUCGCAAUGAGGCAGAGGCACAGAGGGCCAUGGCUACCCUGCGAGCUGAGAGUGCUAUUCCCAUCCCCAUCACCCUACAUGUCCCCUGUGGACCCGAUGGCUCUGUCAGGAUUGUAGACCAGGCCUCUGGGACAGAGAUCGCCUGCUUCCCUAUUUACAAGGUGUUGUUCUGUGCUCGUGGACAAGAGGGGUCAGUGGAAAGUGACUGCUUCUCCUUCACUGAAAGUUACCGAAGUUCUGAGGACUUCCAGAUCCACGUCUUCUCCUGCCACAUUAAAGAAGCAGUGAGUCGGAUCCUCUACAGUUUCUCCACAGCCUUUCGGCGUUCUUCUCGGCCUGCGGACAUCAGGGACACAAUGCUGUCCAGUCCAUCUGACAGUGACCUCUUCACCUUCACGGUCUCGCUGGAGGUCAAAGAGGACGAUGGCAAAGGCAACUUCAGUUCAGUGCCAAAGGACAGAGAUAAGUUGUACUUCAAGCUGCGGCAGGGUGUACAGAAGAAGGUUGUGGUUUCGGUUCAGCAAAUGUGCAACAAGGAACUUGGAAUUGAAAGGUGUUUCGGGAUGCUGCUGAGUCCAGGACAGAAAGUCUGCAACAGUGACAUGCAUCUACUCGACAUGGAGUCGAUGGGGAAGAGCACUGAUGGGAAGACCUACGUUAUCACAGGAACAUGGAACCCUAACAUGACCGCCUUCCAGCCACUGAAUGAAGACACACCUAAAGAUAAGCAAGUCUUCAUGACCGUGGCAGUGGACCUGGUAGUGACUGAAGUGGUGGAGCCAGUUCGGUUCCUGUUGGAAACUCUGGUCAAGGUCUAUCCAUCAAAUGAACGCUUCUGGUACUUCAGCCGCAAGACCUUCAGUGAGACCUUUUACCUCAAACUCAGACAGCAGGCACCAGACAGAGUGGGUCAGAGUGACGCCGUGUAUGAGGUGUUGAGUCUUCAGAGGGAGGCGGAGAGAAGCAAUGAGGAAAGAGGACAACUGGCCUCGCCCACUGAGGAAGAGGAUGCUGAUGAAGAUAGUGACAGUGAAAUCUCAAGUGGUACAGGAGAUGUUUCCAAAGACUGUCCUGAGAAAAUCCUAGAGUCCUGGGGAGGAAUCCUCAACCGAUGGCAUGGAAACCUGUCCACUCGUCCAAAGGGUUUGUCCUCACUGGUUCGCAGUGGCAUUCCUGAGCCACUCAGAGCUGAAGUCUGGCAGUUGCUGUCUGGUUGCCAUGACAGCCACGAGCUGCUUGAGCAGUACCGCAUCCUCAUCACAAAGGACUCAGCCCAGGAAGGAGUCAUCACACGGGACAUCCACCGCACUUUCCCUGCACAUGACUACUUCAAGGAUUCUGAUGGAGAUGGACAGGAUUCACUGUAUAAGAUCUGCAAGGCCUACUCUGUCUAUGAUGAGGAGAUCGGUUAUUGUCAGGGUCAGUCGUUCCUCGCUGCUGUUCUCCUGCUGCAUAUGCCUGAGGAACAGGCCUUCUGUGUGUUGGUGAAAAUCAUGUACGAAUAUGGCCUCAGAGCUCUCUACAAGAACAACUUUGAGGAUCUUCACUGCAAGUUCUACCAGCUUGAGAGGUUGAUGCAGGAACAGCUUCCAGACCUGUGGUCUCACUUCCAGGAGCUGAAUCUGGAGGCACACAUGUAUGCAUCCCAGUGGUUUCUUACCCUCUUCACUGCCAAGUUCCCCUUGUGCAUGGUUUUCCACAUCACUGACCUGCUGCUCUGCGAGGGUCUGAACAUCAUCUUUAAUGUAGCCCUGGCCUUGCUCAAGACCUCUAAAGAGGACCUAUUGCAGGCUGAUUUUGAAGGUGCCCUCAAGUUCUUCAGAGUCCAGCUCCCGAAACGCUACCGAGCUGCAGAAAAUGCCCGAAGGCUUAUGGAACAGGCCUGCAACAUCAAGGUUCCAACCAAAAAGCUGAAGAAAUUUGAGAAAGAAUAUCAGACACUGAGAGAGAGCCAGCUGCAACAAGAGGACCCCAUUGACCGAUACCAGAGGGAGAACCGUCGUCUUCAGGAAGCCAGUAUGCGUCUCGAACAGGAGAACGAUGACCUGGCCCAUGAACUGGUUACCAGUAAGAUUGCCCUUCGAAACGACCUUGACCAGGCAGAAGACAAAGCCGAUGUUUUGAACAAAGAAUUGCUGAGCACCAAGCAACGUCUGGUGGAGACUGAGGAGGAAAAGAGACGACAGGAGGAGGAGACGGCUCAGCUGAAGGAAGUGUUCAGGAGGGAGCUGGAGAAAGCAGAGUUGGAGAUCAAGAAAACCACAGCGAUCAUUGCUGAGUACAAACAGAUCUGCUCCCAGCUGAGCACCAGACUUGAAAAACAGCAGGUGGCAACAAAAGAAGAGCUGGACAUUGUCAGGAGUAAAAUAAUGGGCUGUGAGCGCUGUCGGGACCUGUUCAGCACGGCGGGGGCCCUUCAGGUGUCCUCCCCCGGCAGAGAUAAGGCAUCCACCGAGCCGCUGGAUGAGGAGAAGGACGGCCUGAAGGACCAGCUACGACAGCUGGAGCUGGAGCUGGCCCAGACUAAGCUGCAGCUGGUGGAGGCCAAGUGUCGCAUCCAGGAGCUUGAACAUCAACGGGGAGUCCUGAUGAAUGAGGUCCAGGCGGCCAAGAAUUCCUGGUUCAGUAAGACUCUGGGCUCCCUAAAGAGCUCGGCCUCCUCCUCCUCGAGCUCCACAUCCCAGACUCCAUCCUCUCCAAAGGAGGGCCCUGCCUAGGCGCCCCCCACUCCCUCUCUCCUUUAUUCCCCCUGCAGGAUGCACUCCAGAGCUGACGAACACAAGCUGAAAAAACAAGCAGCAAAGAAAUGCAGUAUUCCUUUUCCAACCAGUGGCAACAUGGAACCCCCUCAAGCUUCUUUGACUGAAAGUGGCUUAAAAGAUGAGGGUUGAAAAAAGGAAGGGGAGUCUGUUCUUUUAAUGUUUACAUUUGAGUGAGCAAAAAACCUCCGCUGCUUCACAAGUGAGGGUAGUAGAGGUUAAAGAGUCAGGGGAUUUCUUAACUCAUUAUAUGAAAGCUGAAUUACAAUGAUUGAACCGAGAAUGUCAUCCUGCAUGUCAGUCAGUAAUGUAGCUCCAUCUUGUGGCCAAACAUCAUUAGUCUAGUGUUGGUUUAUCUGAGUUAGAUAAACUUUUAAAGCUAUGCUCAAUCUGGAUAAUAUUUUCAGCUAUAGCGACGCAGAGAUAUUCAGUUACCUGAUGAAUCCUCAGCACGGCGAAGCCACAUCUCUCUGAAAAAGGAAUACUGCAUAAAAAAAAAAAAUAGCAUAAAAGUUGUAUUUCUUUAUAGUAAUAUAAACAGCGUUGUCAUAUAAAUAUGUAUAAGUAAUAUUGACUUUUUAAUAUUCUUGUACAGUUCAGAGAAGAAAAAGAGUAGGAAAAGUUCUUUGUUAAUUUGUUUUCUACUGUUUGAAAUUUGAAUGUCGUCUCUCUCGAUGUUGACGUAAGCACAGUGUGUGAUGGAUCCGCUUGAGUCCAAAAGCUGCCAAAGUGACGACACGCAAUGUUAUUUUGCCUUCGCUACUUUUCCCAGUCAUUGCUUAAGCUGAACUUUCUGUGAUUUCACAGAUUUUAGAUUUCUUUUAAAGUCCAACCCAAAUCUGUAUUUACUUGGCUUUUCUACAUAUAUUCUUUUUCCAGGUGGGAUGUGAGACCAUGCAGAUGUCGAACAUUCAGCCAUUAUUUUAUGAAAAGCUGAAAUGCCAACAGAAAUGGGUACUCUUCACCUUUUUUAAUUUGUUUUGUCCAAGUCAUUUUAUACCAAACUGAGUUUCACACAGUGUCACUAAGUUAAUAUUUGUUAAUAUUUGUUAACAAAAUAUUAAAUCCUGUGUCUGGAUCCAUAUCCCUAUCACCACCAACAUCUUAUCAUUAUUUUCUUUAGCCUUAACCUACAUCCUUAGAAAAUGUCGUCAGGGUUCCCAAUGGUCCUUGAAAUCCUUGAAAGUUUCUGAAUUUGGGAAAGAAAAUUCAAGUCCCGUAGAAAAAAAAAAAAAAUCGCCAAAAAUAGACAUUGGUCAUUAAAGAGAUUGAAUUUUGUGCAAGAAAGAAGUUAUGUUGAUAUGUAGGUACACGUCUCCCACCGCUGAUGUGCCCUUGUUUGUUACGGCGCCACCUACUGUUUCAUGUCCUACAUUACUUG